AUGAUGAUCGAACAAGAUACUCAAGAUAACUUAAUAGAGGAGGCGAAACCAAUAAUCAAUGAAUCGGAUGAUGACCGAUACGAUUUCUAUCAGUGUAUUAAAGUCUAUGCAUAUUCACUAUGCUGCUUUGUUGGUUCAUCUAUUGGAGCUUUACCAACACUUUUAUCGCGCUCUGGACCAUUUCCACUGAUGGUGAAUAUUAUUAUUGCCACGAUAAUGCAGGGAACUCUGGUAUUCAUUUUUACAACGAUACUUCAACAAGCUCGGAUUUUAUUGCUUGUUCGAGGAAUUAAGAAAUUACCUAGCAAAGUUGAAACAGGAAAGAUGGAGCUAGAUGAACUAGAUUCAUUAUCACCCAAAGAAGCCCAAGUUCAGGAUGAAAUGCAAGACGAAAUUCAAAUUGCUGACGAUAAAAUUGCAGCUGAUAGUUUUGCCGUUAAUAUUAAUUCCAUUGUACAUUUAUUUCUUCCAAUGAUUUGUGAAAUUAUCUAUAUUUUCUCAUUUUACUUUCAUUUCUUUGUAGUUUUGAUUGGAUUAGGAUUAGCAUCAUCAGAAGCUAUAGCACAAGUCAUUGGUGUUAAGUAUGUCCAAAAAUUUAUUGCUACAAUAUCUAAUACUAUCCAUCUGAAAUUUUUUUCAGAUGAGAUUAUUGCCACAGCAUGCCUUAGCGUAACAACACCAACAGUUCCUAACAAUAAUUUUCAAUACAUCACUUCCUCUUACCUCUAUUUAACAUUUACUCUAGGUGGUUGGCCAAAUUAUAUGGUAGAGCCAUUCACAAUGAUUCGUAUGAAGAAGAAGAAAGAGGUGAAAUUUCUGUAA
Molecule: messenger RNA, 822 nt
Organism: Trichoplax adhaerens
Lineage: Eukaryota; Metazoa; Placozoa; Uniplacotomia; Trichoplacea; Trichoplacidae
Exons: 8
Coding region: 1-822 (273 amino acids)
Source: RefSeq, a predicted model, not a curated record